AUCCUCAUCCUCCCUCAUGACUCUCCGCCCCUCCACAUUCUUCUCCACCUCAUCAAUAAGGCUCUCCAUGUACUUCAGAUCCUUCCCAACCAGCGUCACCGUAUUCCGCUUCUUGCCCCACCGCGGAUAACUACCCACCUUGAUACCGUGCGGCUCGACCCUCGCCGCCAGCUCUGUCAGAUACGGCGCAAUCGUACUCUCAUACAAUGGCGUCGCGAACAGGAGCCGAUGCAUCCCAUCCCCAUCUGGAUUAACUAGACGGGGUUGUAGCAAUGGCUUAAGCGCAUUGCACAGGCGCUCGAACAGCAGCGGCACGCCGGGGAGGAUAUAGACGUUCCCGUUGACAAUGGAGACGGGCAGCCAGAGGUCGUCCGCGACAAAUAGAGCCUGGUCUUUCAGCGGGAUGGCUUCAUCUACGGGUAUCUGGACCAUGCGUAGUCGUGCCGUGAGUGCCGGCGAAGGGGUAUCCCAGUCGAAGUCUCGUUGCGCCUGUUGCGGUUUGGAGAGGUUGCGCAUCCGCGCCAGGGCCUCUUCGUGUAGCUUCAGCUUGAGGCCAAAGGCCCGUGCUAUUGAUUGGUAGGUAAUGUCAUCGUGGCUGUUUUUAUUGUGGGGUGUAUGUGGUGCUGGGAUUGGAUGGCGGAGAUGUGGAUAGGUUGUGAUUCGGUUGUGAUAUCCUCCGCGACCACCAGCGCCCACAGCCCGCGGGCACACACCCAAGAAGUUAGUAUGCAUAUGUAGCGUGGUGAUAAGACUGUGAGGUGGACAGGGGCUACGUAUGCAUUUGUUGACACAUGGGAAUGUAUGUACAUAUGUAUGCUCUCCAUGCUUAAGAGGGGAACGACGAGAAAAAAAAUGGAGGGGAAUUUGGGGAUUGGGGGAUAGGAAUUUCAGGAAACGAACGUUGGGCCGAUUCCUCCGCUUGUUACAACGAAGUCGUAUUUUUCGCUCAUCCGUUUUACAGCUUCGAUAAUCUCGCUCUCAUCAUCUGCAAUGACCUCUAUGCGCUUUAGUGACACGCCCAUUGAGAAGCAGUACUUUGCGAAAAAGGGGGAAUUGGUGUCGGCGGUCUGGAAGGAGGGGGUUACUCCCAGUGUUAGCGUAGCUGGUUUUUGUUAUUUAUAUCAAUGAACCCAGUAGAUACAGUCCCCAGUGCCCGCAAGAGAAAUAAAAUUAACGCACCUUGCCGCCUAAGACUUCGUCGCCGAUUAUCAGACAUGCUGCUGUGCGUAUCGUUUUCUUGCUGUUCGCCAGCGCUGUCACCGUAUAUGAUGUCAUGGAGAGCGGAGACCCAAUCGGACGGGCUGCUGUGGCAGCAGGAAUAUGUACGGAAUUGGGUCGUGGGCGGGAGAGACGUCUGACUAGCUGGUUGAUGCGGGGAAACAUUUAUCUUGCGUGCGCAGACAAAGAAUUGGGCAGCAGGGGGCUAGCGGAAUUUGGCUGAACAGGGCUUUUAUCAGCUUGGAUGUUUGGAGGGAUAUAAAAAGAGCCGACCGAAGCUUGGCCCUUGACCGAGACCCGAGCAGAAGCGAGCGGCUAAGAAGGUGCGGCAGUGCUCGCGGCUAACUCCUCCAACCCAACCUGCCUGCCCCCACCAUCGUCGUCACCCGCCAACCAGCCCUUGGAAACAAUAUCAGACAAAAAGUCCCUUGUCGGCUGCCAGGGAAAGAAUACUUACUAUUCAAUUAUUGACAUAUUUGUCGAUAAACCCCUGUUCCUCUCCCAUCCCCUCAGUUUCUAUACAUCACAUCGUACAGCGGUUCGAGAGAACCACCCGUAACAUCCCAAGAUGUCCGACACCAGGUUAUAUUCCUUCUCCCCGGAGACAAAAGAGAAGCUUCGCAAGUUUCGGUUGGGAACGUCUAGAGCGAAGGAUCCUCAAGCUAUCAUCUAUAUGAUCGAUUCGAAGAGCCAAGAGGUCCGCCCUGCCGAUGACGAAGUAUACAACAAGAUGGAAGAUGUUGCAGACGAACUUCCGGAUUCGUCACCCCGGUUUAUCCUGCUCAGUUAUCCGCUCACGCUGUCCUCCGGCCGUCUCUCCGUCCCUUAUGUCCUGCUCUACUACCUGCCAGAAAACUGCAACCCCUCAUCGCGCAUGAUGUAUGCUGGCGCUGUCGAGCUGAUGAGAAACACCGCAGAGGUGAACAGGGUUAUCGAAGUUGAUAGUGAAUCAGAUGUGAUUAAUAUCGAGGCGAAGCUGCGAGGUUCGGAAUAAUCAAGAGAAACCGAAAAAAAAGGGACAAUACGGUAGAAAUAUGUUAUAUUCCUUACAGGAGUCUGCCAUGCUUCCCAUUUUCGUUUCUCGAAGAUACAUACAUACUGAGAAAUUCGGACGUGUGGUUUAGGACCAACCCUUUUGGGGAAGUUCAGGGGUACAUACUUGCAUAUAUUAACUACACUACCUAACCCGAAAUAUCUAUAGAAGCUAUAGGCCCGGGGAUGCAAUAGGCCUGUUGGCACAGGAAUAGGCGUUUGCUUUAUCUUGUUUUGCAUUCUACAAAUUUUGGUUUGCAUCUGCGUGUCUUUAAAGUGUCCUGUCUCGUGCAUUAAUUUCUAUAUUUCCGGCUGUUCAAACCUGUACUUAAGACGAGAAACGACUUUUCUUUUCUUUUCUUUUUUUUUUUCCACGAGCUCCAGGACACUUUGAUUUGACAUCCCCCUCAUUUCCAUUAGUAUAUUUAUCCAGUGACUUAUUGAGUAUAUGAAAGCCUGCAUUUAGUUCCAGCAGACCCACAUCUACCCCAAUGAUAAAACUUCUCCGACGGUGAUAUAUAAAAUGCACGGAGGACCGGAGAGAUGAACAACGGUAUGACAAGAUUUCCCAGUACGUUACACGGUCUUCGAUUGCAUUGUCUCAAUUUAUAAAUUUAGCCACUUCUAUAUGUAUUUACAAUAUUAUUUUGCAGCUAGCUGUUCAUCACAGCACGUGAAGGGUCUUAUUCUAUCUUCUUUCCGUGGGCUACCGAAAGAUGGCAUUUGAUAUCACCACUGAUGAAUAUGUCUAUCCCAUCCUUUUAUGAUGAUUUCUUGUACAUGGCUGUGGGUGAUGCCUGGAGGAUAUUGUAUCGGCGAUAACGACGUUCUCCCUACGACCAGCUGCGAAAACAACAACUUCAGCGAUAUCAUCGCCCGUGAGAGGCUCGCAGCCACUAUAUUUUGUUAAUCAAGACAUUUCGAGCGUAUAGUUUAGUGGAGUGAUUGGAAUUUUAUACUUACGCAUAGACGGCGUCGGCUUUGGACUUGUCUCCAUAGAACCGAACGACGGAGAACUCCUUUUCCAAGUAUAUCCAAUCAGCAAUUCUUCGAUUAUUC
This is a messenger RNA of Blastomyces dermatitidis ER-3, 3309 nucleotides long. Its product is annotated as GMF family protein. The coding region runs from base 1787 to 2212 and encodes 141 amino acids. Gene Ontology annotation, molecular function: actin binding; Arp2/3 complex binding. The record is from RefSeq and is a predicted model, not a curated record. The transcript has 5 exons. Gene Ontology annotation, biological process: negative regulation of Arp2/3 complex-mediated actin nucleation; actin filament debranching. Gene Ontology annotation, cellular component: actin cortical patch. Lineage: Eukaryota; Fungi; Ascomycota; Eurotiomycetes; Onygenales; Ajellomycetaceae.